Molecule: messenger RNA, 12576 nt
Organism: Didymodactylos carnosus
Lineage: Eukaryota; Metazoa; Rotifera; Eurotatoria; Philodinida; Philodinidae
Source: the annotation of a GenBank genome assembly
AUGAUCAAUACAUGUAAACGAUAUAUAAGAGAUGGAAAUGUGAGGCUAUGGGAUAUACCUAGACAAGAUUUGAUCUCUCGUAUAAAUGAAAGUAAAAAACUGAAUGAAGAGUACCAGUCGUAUUUUCAUAAAACAAAAGCCAAAUUACACGAAUCGGAAAAUGAACGACAGUGGGACUUUAGUGAAAAUUACAUAUUUGGUAAAUAUGACACGUUUUGUAAACGUUUGGACCACAUUGUAAGCGUAUUAAAUACAAUUGAAAGUUUAAGCGGAUUACAAAAUAUUCGAGUAGAAGGCUUAGAACCAAUCGUGGUGAAAUACAAGUCAGUGGUGGAUGCCAUUAAAAAGAAAACAUAUGAUUUACUUGAUCAUCGGAAACAAGAUUUUGACAAUGACUAUGACGACUUCAAACAGCAGAUUGACAAUAUUCAAACACAAUUGCAAACAUUUAUCGAUAGUUGGUUUAGAAAGUCAUACACAGUGGAGCAGUCACUGUUAUUCUUAGAAAAGUUUCAAGAUCUCCAGGGUGUUACAAUCGAUUUUGCUGAUAAAUAUGGAAAACUCGUACAAAAUUUCAAUAAAGAACUGGAUACAGUACGAAAGAUCUAUGAAAAGAAUAAAGAAGAACCAGCAGUAGCACGAAACUUGCCUCCAACUGCUGGUCGAAUUAUCUGGUCACGUCAACUGUAUCAACGAAUCAGUGCGCCUAUUAAAUUAUUGCAAGUAAAAAUGGAUUUGAAUAAAACCGAUGAUGGAAGAGUGUUGAUAAAAAAUUUUAACAAAAUAGCUGAAGCGUUAUUACAAUAUGAACUUCUAUUCUAUCGUAACUGGUGUCGCGGAAUAGAUUUGAUCAAGAAAGGAAUGAAUGCGGCGAUUUUAAUCCGAGAUACCGAAACAAAAGAAGAUCAUGUGAAUUUUGAUCCCCAAGUGUUGGAGUUGAUUAAAGAUGCACAAUAUCUAACAAAACUUGGCUUAGACAUUCCUGAUACAGCUAUAACACUAUUGAGACAAGAAGAAAUUAUACGAAAAACAAGCGUCAAUCUGCAAGAAAUGUUAAAAAACAUUAAACAAACCUAUGCAUCGGUACCAAGAGAGAUGACAACACUGAUGAAAUCCCAUCGAGAAAAAGUUGAAGAAGCAUUGCGUCCCGGUUUCGUGGCCAUCACGUGGGCAUCCUUGAACAUUGAAGAAUAUGUGUUAAAUGUUCAAACUGAAUUAGAACAAUUACGAAUAUUGGUAAAUGAUUGUCAAGACAUUUUGACUUGUCGUAUCGAAAACACUCUACAGACAAUCGCUGAGACACAGUUGUGCGAAUUGCAACAAGAUCCUGUGACUAUUGACGAAUUUAUCAAACUCACCGACGAAUCGUGCCAGCAAGCUAUUCAGUUCAUAACAAAACAAACUCAUUUGUGCGAAAAAGCUGUUCAUUAUCUCCUAGAAAUAUUGAAAAAACGUUUGAAACUAUCUGAACAAGCAACGGUUAAAGAAAACGAUCAGGACUAUUAUGAAUGCACCGUAAAAUUACCGUUGAACACAAAAGGAUCAAGAUGCAACGAAUGUCAACCGUGCGCCUUCUUCAACUUCUUAACAACAUAUUGGAAUAAAAGUAUCGAUGCACUCAUACAGUGUACUCGAAGUUCAUUAGAAUCGGUUCGUAAGCGUUUACAACAGCCGAUACGAUAUGUUGGCGAGCAAGUUUUACGGGAACAGGUUCGAAAUCCAUUAUUUCGCACUGAUGUUGUAUUAUCAAUUCCGAACGUUUUGGUUAAACCAAGUUUAGAUGAUAUGCAAUCACAAUUGAAUAAAUCAGCACAUAUAAUGCUGCGGAUUGGAAAUGAACUCCCAGAAUGGAAUCAUGCGCAUAAGUUGAAAGAAAUUAUGGUCAAAGACAUCGAAAAACAAGCAUCGGAUGAAGGUGAAGAUGCUAAACUUGCUGUGCAAGCUAAAGCACCAAAACCGUUACAUAAAGUGAUUGCGGAAAACAAUGAUGUCAAAAAAGUCGUCCUAUCGCUUAAUGCGGCUAUAAGCACGUUUAAGCCGGAUGUUCAAGAGAUGAUGAAGAACUUCACGGGGUUUGCGGAAUUAUGGGAAAAGGAGCCAGAUUCAACCGUAAAAGCGUUUAUGGAUUCCAAACCGUUAAUGGUCGAUUUCGAAGCAUUGUUUAAACAUUAUCGUCGAAUGGAGUUUGAAAUUGACGAAUUUCCCCAAUCGUAUCAAGUUGGUUCGAUUGUCUUCUAUACCGAUAAGCUGAAACGUGGUCUAAAAACGGAAAUAAAUAAUUGGAAAAUGUCUUAUGCCAAAGCGUUGAACGACAAAGCAUCGCAAGAUAUGCAAAACAUAUUUGAUAAAGUUGAAGAUAUUCAAAAACGUCUGAUUCGGCCAUGCAAAGAUUUGGAUGAUGUUCGUGCGCACAUGAAUGCACUGAGUGAAAUAAGACAAAAUGAAAUUUUGAUCGACCAAACAAUAACACCCGUUGAAGAAACUUAUGUAAUGUUGUAUAAAUAUGAAAUAUCAUUCAAUGAUGGAAAUCCAGAAAAGGUUGAUGCACUGCAAUACGCAUGGAGAAAAUGUUUACAGCAAGGCAAAGAAGUUCAAUCUCAUUUAUUAGCAAUUCAACCGGAGUUCAAGAAUGAUUUAUUAAAUAAUGUGACCGUUUUUCAACAAGAUGUGACACUGUUUGUUUCUGAUUAUGCUGAAAAAGGACCGACGGUUUGUGGUACACAGCCACGGGAAGCAAGCGAUCGUUUGACAAUAUUUCAAGUGAAACUUGAUGAGUUAUGGCAAAAAUUUGAAACGUACAGUGCUGGAGAAGAGCUCUUUGGUUUACCCGUGACUGAUUAUCCAGAUUUAGCGAGAAUUAAACGGGAGCUGGGUUUGUUACAAAAAUUGUAUGGUUUAUACAACAUUGUCAUUGAUACAAUCAAUGGUUACUAUGAUAUACCGUGGGUUGAUGUGGACAUCGAGAAGAUUAAUAAUGAUCUGCUGGAUUUUCAGGAUCGUUGUCGAAAACUGCCAAAAGGCCUUAAAGAAUAUCAGGCAUUUGAUGAAUUAAAAAAGACCAUUGAUGAUUUUAAUGAGACAUGCCCAUUAUUGGAAAUGAUGGCUAAUAAAUCGAUGAAACCCAGACAUUGGGAACGUAUCUCAAAUUUAACGAGACAUAAGUUCGAUGUUGAAUCGGAUAAUUUCUUGUUGAGAGAUAUUAUGGCGGCACCAUUGCUAAAACACAAAGACGAUAUUGAGGAUAUUUGUAUAUCGGCUAUCAAAGAAAAAGAUAUUGAAGCUAAAUUAACUCAAGUUAUUAAUGAUUGGGGCAAUCAAAACUUUACAUUUUCAUCGUUUAAAAAUCGUGGUGAAUUAUUGUUGAAAGGUGAUGCGACAUCGGAAAUAAUUGCAUUGAUGGAAGAUUCUUUAAUGAUAUUAGGGUCUCUGAUGAGCAAUCGAUAUAAUGCGCCGUUCAAGAAAAAAAUUCAAGAGUGGUUGCAAAAAUUAACAUCUACUACAGAAAUUAUUGAAAAAUGGCUCAGCGUACAAAAUCUGUGGAUCUAUCUCGAAGCUGUGUUUGUCGGUGGAGAUAUUGCCAAACAAUUGCCACAAGAAGCAAAACGUUUUGGAAAUAUUGAUAAAUCUUGGCAAAAAAUUAUGCAACGUGCUCGUGAAAAUCUAAACGUUGUCAGUUGCUGUACAAGUGAUGAUACGCUUUCGCAAUUAUUACCACAUUUAUUUGAACAAUUAGAAUUAUGUCAGAAAUCAUUAACGGGUUAUCUAGAAAAGAAACGUCUUGUAUUUCCGAGAUUUUUCUUCGUAUCUGAUCCAGCUCUACUAGAAAUAUUGGGACAAGCGGGUGAUUCACAUACAAUACAAAAUCAUCUGUUGAAUGUGUUUGAUAAUACAAAAACGGUGACAUUCGAUGAGAAAAUCUAUGAUAAAAUAUUGGAAAUCAAUUCGCAAGAAGGAGAAACGGUACAAUUAAAAGAGCCAGUCAAUGCUCAAGGUAACGUUGAAGUAUGGCUUGGUGAUUUAUUAAAAAUGUCACGUGCAUCCGUGCAUAAAGUUAUACGCGAAGGAGCGGCUGCAAUACAAGAUCCACAGUUCAAUUUAAUCGAUUUCAUCAACAGUUUUCCAGCCCAGGUUGGUCUACUUGGUUUACAAAUGUUGUGGACGCGUGAUUCAGAAAUUGCAUUGAACAAUACAAAGGUCGAUAAGAAAAUAAUGACUGAUACAGCCAAAAAAUUUUUAGAUAUUCUCAAUGCUCUGAUUAAUAAAACAAUGGAAGAUUUAUCAAAAAUAGAACGUACACGUCUCGAAACUCUCAUUACAAUUCAUGUACAUCAAAAGGAUAUUUUUGAUGAAUUGGUUGCCAGCAAAUGUCGUAGUCCAUUAGAAUUUGAUUGGGUAAGACAGUGCCGUUUCUAUUUUGAUGAAGAUGCUGACGUAUGUCGGAUAUCAAUAACAGAUGUUGAUUUUAAAUAUAUGAACGAAUAUCUCGGAUGUACCGAGCGACUAGUUAUUACACCAUUAACAGAUAGAUGUUAUAUAACAUUGGCUCAAGCGCUGCACAUGUCCCUUGGUGGAGCGCCUGCAGGACCGGCCGGUACGGGUAAAACGGAGACAACGAAAGAUAUGGGUCGUUGUCUAGGAAAAUUUGUGGUUGUAUUUAAUUGUUCGGAUCAAAUGGAUUAUCGCGGUCUUGGUCGAAUUUACAAAGGCCUUGCGCAAUCUGGUAGUUGGGGUUGUUUCGACGAGUUCAAUCGAAUUGAAUUACCCGUCUUAUCAGUAGCUGCACAACAGAUUGAUAUUGUGCUAAGAUGCAAAAAGGAAAAGAAGUCAUCGUUUGUAUUCACGGAUGGUGAUAUCGUUGAGCUCGAUAUGGAGUUUGGUCUAUUUUUAACAAUGAAUCCUGGUUAUGCUGGUCGUCAAGAGUUACCGGAAAAUUUGAAGAUUAAUUUUAGAACAGUGGCUAUGAUGGUACCUGAUCGUGCUAUUAUUAUACGUGUAAAAUUAGCCAGUUGUGGUUUUUUACAAAACAUUAAGUUGUCGAAAAAAUUCUUCACACUCUACAAGUUGUGUGAAGAACAGUUAACAAAACAAGUUCAUUAUGAUUUUGGUUUAAGAAAUAUCCUGUCUGUUUUACGUACAUUGGGUGCAUUUAAACGUGAAAAUCCAAAUGACUCAGAGGAAAAAACAAUGAUGAGAGUGCUGAGAGAUAUGAACCUGUCAAAAUUAAUCGAUGAAGAUGAACCGUUAUUCAUGUCCCUAAUCGAUGAUUUAUUUACUGGCAUUCAACUAGAAUCGAAAGGUUAUCCGGAGAUAGAAGCAGCCAUCAGAACACAGACUGACUUAGCUCAACUAAUUCAUCAUCCACCAUGGGUAUUAAAACUAAUUCAGUUGUACGAAACACAACGUGUUCGACAUGGCAUGAUGACACUAGGCCCCAGUGGAGCAGGAAAAUCGAAAUGUAUUGCCAUUUUAAUGAAAGCCAUGACCGAAUGUGGCUCACCACACCGUGAGAUGCGCAUGAAUCCGAAAGCUAUAACGGCACCGCAAAUGUUUGGUCGAUUAGAUGUAGCCACUAAUGACUGGACAGAUGGUAUAUUUUCAACGCUAUGGAGAAGGACAUUAAAAACAAAAAAAGGUGAUCAUGUGUGGCUCAUACUCGAUGGGCCUGUUGAUGCCAUAUGGAUUGAAAACUUAAACUCUGUUCUGGACGACAACAAAACGUUGACAUUAGCUAAUGGCGAUCGAAUACCAAUGGCACCGAAUUGUAAAAUUAUCUUUGAAGUGCAUAAUAUCGAUAAUGCCUCACCAGCAACUGUAUCUCGAAACGGAAUGAUUUUUAUGUCGUCAUCUGUUAUGAAUUGGGAGCCGAUCGUCAAUGGUAUAUGGAAAGAGCAGAACGUUACUCGAGACUAUCCAUUUCGUCUUUUAGGUUGGCUUUUGAAACGUCCAGCUAGUGAAACCGAUAUUCUGUUGAACCUAUACACUAAGACAUUUCCACAGGCUUAUUCAUAUGUUGUCCAGAGUUUAGAACCAAAAAUGCAGAUAUUGGAGUGUAUGUACACUCGUCAGUCGCUGGACAUUCUCGAAGGUCUUAUCAAUAAAGAUAAACAAUCGGCACCCGAUGUGCUCGGUCGUUAUUAUGUAUUUGCACUAAUGUGGUCUCUUGGUGCUUUACUCGAAUUCUUUGAUCGAAAAAAGUUAGAAGAUUUCGUUGUUUCCAAACAUCUACUCGAUUUACCAGCAGUUAAAGGUGAAGAAACAAUGUUUGAAUUUGUUGUGGGUGAAAAUGGGAAAUGGGUACAUUGGUCAACGCUUGUACCUGAAUACAUUUAUCCAACGGAUACAAUACCAGAAUAUUCAUCUAUACUUGUACCGAAUGUCGACAAUGUUCGAACAGAUUUUCUUAUACAUAUAAUAGCUAAACAAGAAAAGGCGGUACUGUUAAUUGGUGAACAGGGCACGGCUAAAACCGUUAUUGUUAAAAGUUAUUGUUCAAAAUAUAAUCCAGAGGUACAAUCGUUUAAAAAUGUCAACUUUUCAAGUGCAACAACAGCAACGAUGGUUCAGAGAACAAUUGAAAGCUACGUUGAUAAACGCGUUGGCACCACUUACGGCCCACCGGGUGGCAAGAAAAUGACAGUAUUUAUUGAUGAUAUCAACAUGCCUGUUAUUAACGAAUGGGGUGAUCAGGUGACGAAUGAGAUAACUCGUCAAGUUAUGGAACAAAAUGGGUUUUAUAAUUUGGAAAAGCCUGGUGAAUUUACAAACAUUGUCGAUAUCCAAUUUGUAGCUGCCAUGAUUCAACCUGGUGGAGGUCGUAACGACAUACCUCAACGUCUAAAACGGCAGUUUUGUAUAUUCAAUUGUACACUACCAUCAAAUGCAUCCAUAGACAAAAUAUUCAGUGCCAUCGGACGUGGCUACUUUUGUGCGGAGCGUGGUUUUAACCAAGAUGCCAUCAAUGUUAUUGAGAAACUUGUGCCAGCUACACGAAAACUAUGGCAAAAAACCAAAGUGAAAAUGUUACCCACACCUGCUAAAUUUCAUUAUGUGUUCAAUUUACGUGAUCUCUCAAGGAUAUGGCAGGGAAUGUUAAAUAUAACAUCGGACGUUGCUGGUAUAAAACCGAAUGUGAUCAUGUCAUUAUGGAAACAUGAAUGUUAUCGUGUGAUUGCCGAUCGUUUUGUCUCACAAGAUGAUAAAGACUGGUUUGAGAAAAUGUUGAAACUCGUCGCUGAAGAAGAAUGUGGACGAACAAACACCACAAUUAUGCAACAAGAACCAUAUUUUGUCGAUUUUCUUCGGGAUGCACCAGAAGUGACUGGCGAAGAAAACGAAGGUAUUGAGUUGGUGGCACCAAAAGUCUAUGAACCCAUUUCAUCUUUCGAAGCACUUAGUGGAAAACUAGAGCAAUAUCAACAACAAUACAAUGAAACGAUGAAAGGUGGUAAAAUGGAUUUAGUGUUUUUCAAAGAUGCCAUGACACAUUUGAUUAAAAUAUCAAGAAUAAUUCGCACCCCGAGAGGCUGCGCUUUGCUUGUGGGCGUCGGGGGAUCAGGGAAACAAUCACUGACACGUUUAGCGUCAUACAUUGCCGGUUAUCAAACGUUUCAGAUCACAUUGACAAGAUCUUACAAUGUCACGAAUUUGAUGGAAGAUUUGAAAAACUUGUAUCGUACUGCAGGUCAAAAAGGAAAAGGUGUGACGUUUCUAUUUACGGAUAAUGAGAUCAAAGAUGAAUCAUUUCUCGAAUAUAUGAAUAAUGUUUUGGCUAGUGGUGAAGUAUCGAAUUUAUUUGCUCGUGAUGAAAUUCACGAAAUAUUAGGUGAACUGACACCGGUAAUGAGAAAAGAGUUUCCAAAACGUGCGCCAACAAAUGAAAUUCUAUACGAUUAUUUUCUAACACGAGUUCGAAAUAACCUACACGUUGUGCUAUGCUUCUCUCCAGUUGGAGAGAAAUUUCGUAGUCGUUCGUUGAAAUUUCCAGCGUUAAUAUCCGGAUGUACGAUGGAUUGGUUUCAACGGUGGCCAAAAGAUGCGCUCAUCGCCGUCUCGAAAUAUUUUAUUGGAAAUUUUGAAAUUAUUUGCACUCCUCAGGUGAAACAAGAACUCGUUGUUAUGAUGGGCGAAGUUCAAGAUCAAGUAGCUGAGGCGUGUGUCGAUUAUUUUAACCGUUAUCGUCGUCAAACUCAUGUAACACCUAAAUCGUAUUUGUCGUUUUUGGCUGGUUACAAAUCGAUUUAUUCUGAAAAACGAAAAGAUAUCGGAAAGCUUGCUGAGCGUAUGAAUACCGGUUUGAAAAAGUUGAUCGAAGCAGCUGAUCAAGUUCGUGAGCUGGCAAAAGAAUUGGAAGUAAAAGAAAAAGAGUUAUUAGUGGCGAAUCAAAAAGCAGAUUUGGUCAUGCAAGAUGUUAAUAUUAAGAAAUCGGCAGCCACUAAAGUUGCGGAGCAAGUACAACGUGUAGCGGAUGCUUGUAAAGAAUUAGUCGAUCAAAUAUCCGCUGAUAAAGCAGUAGCCGAAGGUACAUUGGAAGUGGCUCGGCCAGCAUUAGAAGAAGCCGAAGCUGCGUUAAAAACAAUUAAACCAGCAGAUAUAUCGACUGUCAAAAAGUUAGGAAAACCACCCCAUUUAAUCAUGCGAAUUAUGGAUAGUGUGCUGUUAUUGUUUCAAAAGUCUCUUGAUCCAAUAUCGAUGGACGCUGAAAAAUCGUGUCCGAAACCUUCUUGGAGUAGUGCGUUGAAAUUAAUGGGUGGCAAUGAUUUUCUGAAUAGUCUGGUUCAUUUUCCAAAAGAUACAAUCAACGAAGAAACGGUUGAACUACUCCAGCCUUAUUUAUUAAUGGAAGAUUAUAAUAUGGAUACAGCUAAGCGUGUAUCAGGAAAUGUUGCCGGAUUAUGUUCAUGGACACUAGCUAUGGCCUACUUUUACGGAAUUAAUAAAGAAGUGUUGCCAUUAAAGGCUAAUUUAGCGAUUCAGGAAAGUCGUUUACAAAAAGCCACUAACGACUAUGAUGCAGCACAAGACCAAUUAGCAGCUAAAAUGGCUGAAGUCGCUGUUGUACAAGCUGAAUUUGAUAAAGCGAAUAUAAUUAAACAGACGUUACUAGCUGAGGCAGAUGCUUGUCGUCGUAAAAUGCAUAAUGCAUCGGCGUUAAUUGAUGGUCUGUCUGGUGAACGUGUUCGAUGGACCGAAGCAUCAAGAAACUUCGAAGCACAAAUUAAUCGUCUUAUUGGUGAUGUACUAUUAGCCACGGGAUUCUUAAGCUAUACGGGCCCAUUCAACCAAGAGUUUCGUACUAUUCUAAUAAGACAAUGGCGAACAGAUAUGGUUAAACGAAAAGUACCAUUUACAGAAGAUUUGAAUAUUAUUUCGUUUCUUGUCCAUAAUGCAACAAUAAGUGAAUGGAAUUUACAAGGCUUGCCAAAUGAUGAACUGUCAAUUCAAAAUGGUCUUAUUGUGACAUCAGCAGCCCGAUUCCCAUUGCUAGUUGAUCCUCAAGGACAAGGCAAAGCAUGGAUUAGAAAUAAAGAAGAAAAAAAAGAUCUACAGAUCACGAGUUUAAAUCAUAAAUAUUUCCGAACUCAUUUGGAAGAUGCUUUAUCACUAGGUCGUCCGUUGAUAAUUGAGGAUGUCGGCGAAGACCUGGAUCCGGCAUUGGACAAUGUUUUAGAGAAGAAUUACAUAAAAUCCGGCUCAACAUUGAAGGUGAAAGUAGGAGAUAAAGAAUGUGAUGUUAUGAAUGGAUUUAAGUUGUAUAUCACAACAAAAUUAGCCAAUCCAUUUUAUACGCCAGAAGUGUAUGCUAAAACAUCUAUCAUUGAUUUUACUGUCACAAUGAAGGGUCUAGAAGAUCAAUUGCUAGGCAUUGUAAUUCAGAAAGAGAAAGCGGAGCUCGAAGCGGAACGUACUCGUCUGUUAGAAGAAGUAACGUUGAACAAACGUCGAACAAAAGAAUUGGAAGAUAAUUUGUUGCUUCGUUUAACAUCCACAGAAGGUUCUUUAGUUGAGGACGAGUCGUUGAUUCAAGUAUUAGCUGAUACAAAAGCAACGUCGAAAGAGGUCAAUGAAAAGCUGACGAUUGCUGCAGAAACAGAAAUAAAGAUUAAUGCAGCAAGAGAAGAAUUUCGUCCUGUUGCUACGCGUGGUUCAAUUGUCUACUUUUUAAUUGUCGAAAUGUCCAUGGUCAAUGUCAUGUAUCAGACAUCGUUAAAACAGUUUUUAGGUUUAUUUGAAAUUGGACGACAAAAAGCGUCAGCUUCACCGAUAACAGUAAAACGUAUUCAAAGUAUCAUUGAUUCGUUAACUUAUGAGGUAUGGAAAUACAGCAGUCGUGGAUUGUAUGAAAGGGACAAAACGUUGUAUACACUGUUGUUGGCAUUAAAAAUCGAUAUGCAAAAAGGCAAUGUCAAACAAUCAGAAUUUCAAGUAUUCAUCAAAGGUGGUGCCGCGCUGGAUAUGAAUGCGGUUGAAUAUCGACCUGAUAGAUUGAAGAAAUGGCUGGCUGACAUGACGUGGUUGAAUUUAGUUGAAUUAAGUAAAUUAGCACAUUUUUCACAAGUUUUACGACAGAUAGUGGGAAAUGAUAAAGUAUGGUAUCAAUGGUAUUUGUCAGAUGCCCCAGAAGAAGUCACAUUCCCCGAAUCUUAUUCCACAACUCUUGAUACAUUUAAAAAGUUGCUAUUGAUACGUUCAUUUGCACCCGAUCGAACAUUACCGAUGGCUAAGAAGUACAUCGGUGAAUCAUUGGGUAUUCAGUAUGCCGAAGGAUAUAUACUGAAUCUGGAUGCUAUGUGGCAGGAGAGUGAAAAGCGUAUACCGUUAGUGUGUUUCUUAUCAAUGGGUUCCGAUCCAACGGAUAAUAUUUUAAGUUUGGCGAAAAAACAAAACAUUAGCUGUGGUACAAUAUCAAUGGGUCAAGGACAAGAGGUUCAUGCACGUCGUCUUUUACAACAAAGUCAACAAGAAGGAAAAUGGAUAUUAUUACAAAACUGUCAUUUGGGUUUAGGAUUUCUGGAAGAACUAUUGGAGACGAUCACCACAACUGAGUCGGUGAAUGAUGCGUUUCGAUGUUGGUUAACCACAGAACCACAUGCGCAAUUUUCCAUUAAUGUACUGCAGUCGUCUAUCAAGUACACCUAUGAACCUCCACAAGGUGUCAAAGCGGGUCUGAAGCGAACGUUUGCUGGUUUAACACAAGAAGUUGUUGAUGUUAGUGCACUUUUCGAAUGGAAAGUCAUGUUGUAUGCCGUUGCUUUUCUUCAUACAACUGUGCAAGAACGUCGUAAAUUUGGGUCGUUGGGCUGGAAUAUUCCGUACGAGUUUAAUCAAUCGGACUUUUCUGCAACGAUACAAUUUGUUCAAAAUCAUAUGGAUGAAAUGGGCUCAAAAUGGAAUGUAUCGUGGCCGACUGUGCGAUAUAUGAUAGGCGAAGUGCACUACGGUGGACGUGUGACGGACGAUUUUGAUAAACGUUUGUUGAAUACUUAUACACGCGUAUGGUUUCUGGAUAAUAUGUUUACAGAUAAGUUUGAAUUUGCUCAAAAUUAUAAAAUACCAAGAUGUAAAACAAUACAAGAGUUUCGCAAUCAUGUAGACCAAAUGAGUCUAUUUGACAGUCCAAAUGUAUUUGGAUUACAUCCAAAUGCUGAUAUUGCAUAUCAGACAAAUACAGCUGAUAGUAUACUAGCAACUAUAGUCAACAUUCAACCGAAAGAUGCUGGAGCUGGUGGUGGAGAAACACGUGAAGCAGUUGUAUAUAGGCAAUGUGACGAUAUGUUAUCCAAAUUGCCCGAAGAUUACACCCCACAUGAAGUACGUGGCGCUUUACAAAAACAAGGUACAUUACAACCGUUGAAUAUAUUCUUGAAACAAGAGGUUGAUCGAAUGCAACGUGUCAUCACUGUUGUACGUAAUACACUGAAAGAUUUGAAACUAGCCAUUGAUGGGACAAUUAUUAUGAAUGAGAAUCUGAAAGAUGCAUUGGACAAUAUUUAUGAUGCACGAGUACCGGGCACAUGGCGCAAAGUUUCGUGGGAUUCGGCAACGCUUGGUUUUUGGUUUAGUGAUCUGUUAGAUCGUAAUGCGCAAUUUCAUGCAUGGUUAUUCAUUGGGAGACCAAGUGCCUUUUGGUUAACGGGCUUUUUUAAUCCACAAGGUUUUCUAACAGCCAUGAGGCAAGAAAUCACACGUAACCACAAAGGUUGGUCAUUAGAUAGCGUUGUAUUGGCGAAUGAUGUGAUGAAAAUGGCUACAAAAGAAGAAGUCUCACAACCGCCAGGAGAAGGUGUCUACGUUUAUGGUUUAAAAAUUGAUGGUGCAGCAUGGAGAAUGUCUCGUGAGAAAGGCGGACAUCUGUGUGAUCCACCACCGAAACAACUGUAUGCUGAUUUACCUAUUGUCCAUAUUUAUGCCACAAAUGAACCAAAACCAUUGGGUAAUUCGUAUUACGUGUGCCCUGUCUACGAGAAACCCAGACGAACAGAUUUAACGUACAUAUUUUCAUUAUCACUGAAAAUUAUCAACAGUAAUCCAGACUUUUGGUGUUUACGUGGUGUGGCAUUACUAUGUGAUACAAAAUAG